AUGGAGACGCUGCUGUGGUUCUGCAACUGGAGCACGCUGGGCGUGUGCGCGGCGCUCAAGCUGCCGCAGAUCUCGGCCGUGCUGCGGGCGCGCAGCUCGCGGGGCAUCAGCCUCCCGAGCCUGCUGCUGGAGCUGGCGGGGUUCCUGGUCUUCCUCCGGUACCAGUGUUACUAUGAGUACCCGCUGCUGACAUACCUGGAGUACCCCAUCCUCAUCGCACAAGAUCUCAUCCUGCUGCUGUGUGUCUUCCAUUUCAAUGGGGAUGUGAGACGGGCAGCGCCAUACAUCAUCGUCUGCGUGUCUGCUUGGUUCAUCCUCACUCUGCAGCAGUGGAUCCUAGAUCUGGCCAUGAACUUAUGCACUUUGAUCAGUGCGGCCAGUAAGUUUGCACAGCUCCAGUACCUGUGGAAGAGCAGGGACUCAGGAGCCGCAAGCGCUCUGACGUGGAGCCUCGCUUCUUAUACUUGUGCAGCAAGAAUAAUGACAACUUUGAUGACCACCAAUGAUCUUACAAUUCUUACACGUUUCGUGAUCAUGCUGGCCUUAAACAUAUGGGUAACUGCUACAAUACUUCACUACCGGAAGACCGAUAUAAAGUCUGAAUGAUGGAUUAUUCCUAUACACAAAGUGGAUUCUGAAUAACGGAACCAAAGAAAAAAGCUCACUGCUAAAUCAUAAGUUUAGUCAACCGUGCCAAAGAUACUUUAGACUUGAAAAAGCCCAGUUAAACACUUGUUUAAAAAUGCUGAUUUUUAAAAAUCCUCUGCCCCCACUUUAUUAGGUUAAGGUAGGACUUUAGACAUCUACAAUUCUGAGAAAGCUGGUGAUGGAUGGAAGUCUUCCAAAAAGCCCUUUCUGAUGAGGCAGCUUUGACCCUUAUUCUGGGAACUAAUUACAUCUACUUCUCAACUUUUAAAAUCUUUUAAGAAAUACAUGGUCUCCAAAACACAAAUACACAUGAAUGGAGUGGGAUUUUGGAAAUUUUAGUAACUUACCAGGGUUCACUUCCUGGGAUGAAUGUUUAAUUGUAAUACAGACAUAAUAGGAUGGCCUUAUUGUAUCAUAUUAUCAUAAAAUACCUCCUUGGCUAUAGCAAAGAUAUCAAGGAAGCAAAAAAUGUAACUGGUUUGAAUGCAUAUACCAAAGUAGCUCUUUAACUUCAUACUGUACCUUUAAGCAUUUCCUAACAAGAUACCAGCAAUCUCUACUUAUGAAGAGGCAAUCCCAAUAUACUUCAAGAUUCAAGCACAGUGCUGCCAUUUUUAAAAGGAUUACACCUGCACAAUUAACUGUUACUGGAAUUUGGUACAAAAUACAGCCAACCUCAACCAGGGUUUGCCUACUGAAAAUAUAUGCAGCAAAGGGUAUUGCUGGGUUCUGCCAAGCUCUCAUGGAUUUAAUUCUCAUUAUGGUAUCAUACUUUAAACAUGCUGUUAAGAUUAUCCACUGUAUUUUCCUAUAAAAGCUUAUAAAACCUAACAUUU
Molecule: messenger RNA, 1484 nt
Organism: Budorcas taxicolor (takin)
Lineage: Eukaryota; Metazoa; Chordata; Mammalia; Artiodactyla; Bovidae
Gene: SLC66A3
Product: solute carrier family 66 member 3
Exons: 7
Coding region: 1-606 (201 amino acids)
Source: RefSeq, a predicted model, not a curated record